AUGACGGGGCAAUCGAAACCUGCCAUUUCGCCAUGGGGCGGCGCUGUCGCCGGCGCGACCGGUGCUGUCCUUGCCAAUGCACUCGUUUAUCCCCUCGACAUUGUUAAGACCAAGCUUCAGGUCCAAGAAAAGCCAAAGCCCGGUGCCGCCGCCAACGACAAGGAUGCGCCGCAUUAUGCUUCGACAUGGGAUGCCAUUUCGAGAAUUCUCCAAGACGAAGGUGUUGAGGGUCUCUAUACCGGCAUGAGCGGAGCGUUACUCGGCGUUGCCUCUACCAACUUUGCCUACUUUUAUUGGUAUACCAUUGUCCGCACCGUCUACGCCACCUACAGCAAGAGCACUGCCGCCAACUCGACCGCCACUGAGCUGUCUCUUGGUGCCGUCGCGGGCGCCCUGGCCCAGCUCUUCACGAUUCCCGUCGCCGUUGUGACGACCAGACAGCAGACCGCCAGCAAAGUCGACCGCAGAGGACUGCUUGCUACCGCCAAGGAAGUUGUCGAGGGCCCAGAUGGCAUCAGCGGUCUUUGGAGAGGACUAAAGGCCAGUCUAGUCUUGGUUGUCAACCCAGCCAUUACGUAUGGCGCCUACGAGCGUCUCAAGGAGACAUUCUGCCCCGGCAGAACUAGCCUCAAGCCGUGGGAGGCUUUCCUUCUCGGCGCAACAUCCAAGGCACUUGCAACCAUUGCCACACAGCCCCUCAUUGUCGCCAAGGUCGGUCUGCAGUCUAAGCCUCCCCCAUCGAGAAAUGGCAAGCCCUUCAAGAGCUUCGGAGAAGUGAUGGCCUUCAUUGUAAAAAACGAGGGCCUACUUGGUCUCUUCAAGGGCAUCGGUCCCCAGAUUAUGAAGGGAUUCCUGGUGCAAGGAAUUCUCAUGAUGGCUAAAGAGAGAGUUGAGUUGCUGUUUGUUCUCUUCUUCCGAUGGCUUGCGAAUAUUCGAUCCAAAAAGGUUCCGCAGGCUGCCGCUGCUGUUGCUAGCCAGGCAGCGGCGGGCGCAACUUUGCUUACCACGAAAUAG
This is a messenger RNA of Akanthomyces muscarius, 1014 nucleotides long. RefSeq lists its product as uncharacterized. The transcript is spliced from 4 exons. Bases 1 to 1014 code for a protein of 337 amino acids. Lineage: Eukaryota; Fungi; Ascomycota; Sordariomycetes; Hypocreales; Cordycipitaceae. Gene Ontology annotation, biological process: transmembrane transport. The record is from RefSeq and is a predicted model, not a curated record.